Molecule: messenger RNA, 2189 nt
Organism: Styela clava
Lineage: Eukaryota; Metazoa; Chordata; Ascidiacea; Stolidobranchia; Styelidae
Product: alpha-N-acetylgalactosaminide alpha-2,6-sialyltransferase 3-like
Biological process (GO): ganglioside biosynthetic process
Molecular function (GO): alpha-N-acetylgalactosaminide alpha-2,6-sialyltransferase activity
Source: RefSeq, a predicted model, not a curated record
AAUACAGAGCUCUGUGUUUGUCGCGUCAAGCAAAUUCACGUUUCACACUUGCCAAGACGAAGCUGGGGUCGGAGGACAGCCGACUUCAAAUUGAAAUGCGUUAACCGUAACUAUAUCACUAUCCAGAGAAAUAAAAGAUAACCUGUAAUUGUUUCGGCAUUGAAAAGGUGAAGAUUCUGUGCGGUUACAUGGGAACAUUGUGUUGAAAAUAAAAUCAUGCUGUUCCAGAAUUGCAACGUGUUCAUCUUCAGACAUAGGAAGAUAUUUAUUAUAGUGACAUCUUUGCUUUUGUUAGCAGGCAUAUUGUAUUAUAGUAACAUCUCAAAAUCGCCUGUACGAUACUCCAUACAACUUCAAAAAAGCGAUGAUGAUAAUUUUGUAAAUGCUACGCCAAUCAAUAGAGCAGUCUUCAAAACUGAUUUCAAUCAAGAUUUCAUUCGGUUUAAUGGUAGAAGUACAUUUCCAAUAUUGUGCAAUUCAUGUGCAUUAGUAAGCAGUGCCGGUACAAUGCUCGACAGCAAAGCUGGGAUAGAAAUAGAUAGUCAUGAUUGUGUUUUGAGAAUGAACAAUGCUCCCACUGCAACAUUUGAAGAAGACGUUGGGUCAAAAACAACAUACAGAAUAUUUGCUCAUUCAUCAGUCGUAGAUGUCAAAAAUUAUGCACGAAUAACUCCAGAAGAAGUUGCAAAUGCCUUGUUUCUAGUUUGGGGGCCGAAGAAGAAUUUGGAACCGGGAAAAAUAACAAAUAGACAUUUAAAAGACAUCGUGAAACAAAAUCCUGAUAUCAAUCUUCAUGUUUUAAGUCAAAAUAGAGUUGAAGAUGCGGACAAUCGCUUCGAAAUGGAAACUGGGAAAAAUCGUAUGAAAUCUGGAGCAUAUUUGUCAACUGGGUGGUUCAGUAUUUUAUUUGCUAAAGAUAUAUGCAAGCAAAUCCAUAUUUAUGGAAUGGUAGAAGAUGAUUACUGUGAAAAACAGCUAGUUAAAUUGUUUAAAGAUGUCCCAUAUCACUAUUAUAAAAAAGGCACUAAUCAGUGUUCUACUUAUAGAACACAUGAAUAUGCAAGAGCUGGUGCACAUCGAUUUCUCACUGAGAAAAGAGUAUACAAAAAGUGGGCUAAAUCGUGGAAAAAUAUAUUUUUUCACCAUCCUGAGUGGGACUUAAAAUAGUGAAAUGAAUGAACUGUACAGCUGCCUGAGAAGAUUCCUUCUUGUAUGGAAUUGUUUCAUAAUUGAGUGUGUGUUAACGAAGUUUCAUACCUAAUUGCUUUCAUAGAUACUUUGGUCCAAACAAGCUUCUAACUGUUUUAAAUGAUUGUCUUUUUAUGAAUAUCCAGUGGUGGGAUUCAAAUUUUUUGUCAGCCGGUUCCAUCACAAAAGCUAUAUUUUUCGGCUGGUUCUGUUACAUGUUUUUUUAGCAAUGCUAACUGAUUCGCUGAUCUCAUAAAAUUCCGUGAGACGGUUCUAUAGAAGCGAUGCGAACCGGCUGAAUCUCCUCACUUGGGAUAUCUAUUUAUAUUCAGGUUACCCUAACCAUGUGUCAGGCAUCUGUGUUUCAAGCAGUUUUGUAUUUCAAUAUGUUGUAGAUAGAAAUACGAAUACAUGUAGACGUAUGUAACCAUGAGCAAUCUCAACUAUUCACAUUGUAUUAGCUAUGAAUACCUUUAAUAUCACUGUUGUGCACUUCACUGUUUAUAUGUGGUUUUAUUCAGAGAUUUAUAAUCGUUUACCCUGUGAAAAUUUUGAUUUAUGCUGGAUUUACUUCGCUUAUUAUCCUACAAUUAACCUCAAGAAGUGCUUGUUUUUUUUAAUUCAACCCUGUUCAAUUAUUUAUUUUUUGUGAUUUCUUUGACUUCUUCAAGAUGUAUUUUUUAAAUUUUGUCUUAAUUUGUCAUAUAAAUUUCUGUGCCAACUAUGCAAUCACAAUCCAUAUGUGCAUCGAAAGAUAAUACCUCAUAGUCAUAAUGAAAUAAAAUCAUGGUGCAUUACAUAUUUACUAUUUUGUUUCACUCGGUAUAAUUUCUUGCGUUGAUACUGUCAUUAUGGUUAUAGAUUUUACUGAUUUACGAUAUACAAUGUUUAUUAUCUAAUCGUAUUUAAUAAUUGUUCACUGUGUGUGUUCUAUUAUUUUUAUUAGUUUGGUGCAUGGAAUUGAUUGUCCUGAAAUACAUUUCUAACUAAUCAUGAUAAAA